This is a messenger RNA of Salvelinus fontinalis (brook trout), 2046 nucleotides long. RefSeq lists its product as uncharacterized. The record is from RefSeq and is a predicted model, not a curated record. The transcript is spliced from 4 exons. Bases 1 to 2046 code for a protein of 681 amino acids. Lineage: Eukaryota; Metazoa; Chordata; Actinopteri; Salmoniformes; Salmonidae.
AUGGCCGGAACCAUCCUCUGCGCCGGUGUCCAGUCCGGGCGCGGUGUCCAACCCAGCUCCAUGUCCAGAGCCUUCCACUGCGCCGGUGCCCAUUCCAGGCACGGCGACCAACCCAGCUCCAUGGCCGGAUCCGUGCCCCAGCUCUAUCCCCCAGCCUCAGCUCUUCACCCCAGCUCUAUCCCCCAGCCUCAGCUCUAUCCCCCAGCCCCAGUUCUAUCCCCCCAGCCCCAUCCCCCAACCCUAUCCCCCAACCCUAACCCCCAGCUCUAUCCCCCAGCCCCAACCUUAUCCCCCAGCUCUAUCCCCCAGCCCCAAACUUAUCCCCCAGCUCUAUCCCCCAGCCCCAACCUUAUCCCCCAGCUCUAUCCCCCAGCCCCAGCUCUAUCCCCCAGCUCUAUCCCCCAGCCCCAACCCCAUCCCUCAGCUCUAUCCCCAGCCCCAACCUUAUCCCCCAGCUUUAUCCCCCAGCCCCAACCCUAUCCCCCAGCUCUAUCCCCCAGCCCCAACCUUAUCCCCCAGCUUGAUCCCCCAGCCCCAACCUUAUCCCCCAGCUCUAUCCCCCAGCCCCAACCUUAUCCCCCAGUUCUAUCCCCCAGCCCCAACCUUAUCCCCCAGCUCUAUCCCCCAGCCCAAACUCUAUCCCCCACCCCCAGCCCCAUCCCCCAACCCUAUCCCCCAACCCUAUCCCCCAACCCUAACCCCCAGCUCUAUCCCCCAGCCCCAACCUUAUCCCCCAGCUCUAUCCCCCAGCCCCAAACUUAUCCCCCAGCUCUAUCCCCCAGCCCCAACCUUAUCCCCCAGCUCUAUCCCCCAGCCCCAGCUCUAUCCCCCAGCUCUAUCCCCCAGCCCCAACCCCAUCCCUCAGCUCUAUCCCCAGCCCCAACCUUAUCCCCCAGCUUUAUCCCCCAGCCCCAACCCUAUCCCCCAGCUCUAUCCCCCAGCCCCAACCUUAUCCCCCAGCUUGAUCCCCCAGCCCCAACCUUAUCCCCCAGCUCUAUCCCCCAGCCCCAACCUUAUCCCCCAGUUCUAUCCCCCAGCCCCAACCUUAUCCCCCAGCUCUAUCCCCCAGCCCCAACCUUAUCCCCCAGCUUUAUCCCCCAGCCCCAACCCUAUCCCCCAGCUCUAUCCCCCAGCCCCAACCUUAUCCCCCAGCUUGAUCCCCCAGCCCCAACCUUAUCCCCCAGCUCUAUCCCCCAGCCCCAACCUUAUCCCCCAGUUCUAUCCCCCAGCCCCAACCUUAUCCCCCAGCUCUAUCCCCCAGCCCAAACUCUAUCCCCCACCCCCAGCCCCAUCCCCCAACCCUAUCCCCCAACCCUAACCCCCAGCUCUAUCCCCCAGCCCCAACCUUAUCCCCCAGCUCUAUCCCCCAGCCCCAAACUUAUCCCCCAGCCCUAUCCCCCAGCCCCAACCUUAUCCCCCAGCUCUAUCCCCCAGCCCCAGCUCUAUCCCCCAGCUCUAUCCCCCAGCCCCAACCCCAUCCCUCAGCUCUAUCCCCAGCCCCAACCUUAUCCCCCAGCUUUAUCCCCCAGCCCCAACCCUAUCCCCCAGCUCUAUCCCCCAGCCCCAACCUUAUCCCCCAGCUUGAUCCCCCAGCCCCAACCUUAUCCCCCAGCUCUAUCCCCCAGCCCCAACCUUAUCCCCCAGUUCUAUCCCCCAGCCCCAACCUUAUCCCCCAGCUCUAUCCCCCAGCCCCAACCUUAUCCCCCAGCUCUAUCCCCCAGCCCCAACCUUAUCCCCCAGCUCUAUCCCCCAGCCUCAGCCAUAGCCUCCAGCCGCAGGAUGCCAACCAAGAUGACAAUCGCAGGGAUCAGGAGUGGACCGGUCACCUUUGCUAAGGCAUGGGAACCUGUCGAUCCGGCUGAGGCGCGGGAGCAUGACGACCUAGAGCGCUCGGAGAGAGAGCAUACAAACCUGACGAACCGGCUGAGGAGUGAGAGCCUGAUGAGUCGGCUGAGACCUCCCCGGUUGCCUCAGUUGAGGCACGGGAACCUGUUCACCCAGCUUAGGCAUGGGAGCCUAUCGAACCCCCUGAGGCCUCCCAGGUAG